Molecule: messenger RNA, 1412 nt
Organism: Saccostrea cuccullata (small rock oyster)
Lineage: Eukaryota; Metazoa; Mollusca; Bivalvia; Ostreida; Ostreidae
Product: mucin-2-like
Exons: 15
Coding region: 105-1280 (391 amino acids)
Source: RefSeq, a predicted model, not a curated record
UUGUGUUGUGGUUACGUCUCAUAACCACGACAUUUGUUGAACAGAACGGACGCUUUUAUUUUCUCUCCCAAUUUUCUGCAAAGUUUACCUAACUGAGCGAAGUAAUGAUGCUGAAAGUGCACAGAAUCAAAGAUAAGAGGAAGACUGAUGAUCCAGACUCGUUAGGAACCAGAGGUUCACCGCUCUUGGUGCCUGAUGAGGGACUGGUCUCUUCUGGACCUCAGAAGCAGGUGGCGCCACCACCCAGACAGACACGUGAUAACCCAGAUGGGGCCACAUCAAGAGGAAGAAACUCGCCUGACCAGGCUGUACCCAAGAAGAGACGGUGGCGACCAUAUAACAGAGUGUGGAGACGCGACCAGAAAUGGACCAGAGAGGGUCUGACGUACCCUCAGAAGUCACCGGUAUCACAACAGUCAGCUGAGCCAGGCGAGGACUUGUCAGAGACCAGAACACCACCACCUCUGGUGUCUGACGAGGUCGUUCCAAACAAGAAGAGGUUUUGGACAUGUAACCGUGUUUGGCGAAAAGACAAGAAGUGGAUACGAGAGGAGAAGACUCAGCAGCAGGCAGUGCCACCUCCUACCCCGGUACACAGGGACAACCCCACAAAGACACCACCGCUCCCAGUACCCAAACAGCAUGACCCACCCCCGUUUCUGAGGAAUUACUGGCGGAGAAACAGGGUAUGGAGGAGGGACAUGGUGUGGGUGAGAAAGCCCACACCAGAGCCAGAGACGCAUGCUACUGAUGAAGUACAAGAUCCCACAUUAGGACCCUCUUCCCAGGAGACUGGAUCCUCUCCCACCACUGGCACGGCUGGAUCCUCUCCCACCACUGGCACAGCUGGAUCCUCUUCAGCCCCUGAUGUCCCUCCUGAUGAUGGAGAGCCCACCCCACCUGCGGCUUCUGAUGUUCCUCCCCUCCCUCCCUCUGACAAAAUAAAGACCACCACUGACAGGAUGACCAAUGGCAGACAGAGUGAGGACCAGACAGAAGGGGACAGUCCCGGGGGUACCAGCCAGACCCACAAGAGCAAGGUAGAGGACCAGACAGAAGGAGACAGCCCCGGGGGUGCCAGCCAGAUCAGUGACCUGCGUUCUCCCUCUUCAUGCUGCACAGAGAAACAGCAGACAGGGGUUGAGAACAAGUCCACUCGGAAAAGGAAGAGGCCCAGUAGUCCAUGUGAACCAUCAAAGAGACAAAAGACUGCUUUGUUUUCUCUGAUGGAAACUGAGAUGGAAUGCCUGAUGCAGAUGUUCGCUUCCCUGAGCUUGUGAGCUCCGCGCCGGUUUAGGAAUUUUUACCUGUGUGGCUUUAUUACGACGUAAGAUGUUUGUGGUUUGGGUUGGUUUAGUUUUCUGGGGUUUACAUAUUGUCACACAGGUAAGUGAUGCUAUACCUCUUUGUAU